AGGGAUGGGGCCCCGGGCAGCCUGCCCUGCAUCAUCCGAGCCCUAAGAAGGCGGCGGCGACCCUUUGGGGGGGGGGGGGGGGAGGGGGUCGGGGAGACUGGGGCGGGGUCUUGGCCGUCUAGGCCCCGCCCCGACGAGCUCGCCCCGCCCCGCCCCCCUCCGCGGGGUCCUGCGCGUUAAAAGGCGCGCGGGCCGGGCUGGGCUGCACUUGCGUUGCACCAAAGCGGAGCGCGGCCGCGACGGGGCGGGCGGUCUCGCGGGCGCUCAGAACUGGCCUCGGGUCCUCAGCGCCCGGCGCUCCAAACCCCAUCUUGACCCCAACCCGGCCUGGGACCCAGACUCCGACCCGGCCAGGCCCGGCCCCCGCCCCCGCCCCCCGGGCCGAUGGACUACUCCUACCUCAAUUCGUACGACUCGUGCGUGGCGGCCAUGGAGGCGUCCGCCUACGGCGACUUCGGCGCCUGCAGCCAGCCCGGCGGCUUCCAGUACAGUCCCCUGCGACCCGCCUUCCCCGCGGCCGGGCCUCCCUGCCCCGCGCUCGGCUCCUCCAACUGCGCGCUUGGCGCUCUACGGGACCAUCAGCCUGCGCCUUACUCGGCAGUGCCCUACAAGUUCUUCCCGGAGCCGUCGGGCCUGCACGAGAAGCGCAAGCAGCGGCGCAUCCGCACCACGUUCACCAGCGCGCAGCUGAAGGAGCUGGAACGCGUCUUCGCCGAGACUCACUACCCCGACAUUUACACGCGCGAGGAGCUGGCCCUCAAGAUCGACCUCACGGAGGCUCGGGUGCAGGUCUGGUUCCAGAACCGCCGGGCCAAGUUCCGCAAACAGGAGCGUGCGGCCAGCGCCAAGGGUGCGGCGGGCGCGGCGGGAGCCAAAAAGGGUGAGGCGCGCUGCUCGUCCGAGGACGACGACUCCAAGGAGUCCACGUGCAGCCCCACGCCCGACAGCACCGCGUCGCUGCCGCCGCCGCCCGCCCCCGGCCUGGCCAGCCCGCGCCUGAGCCCCAGCCCGCUGCCCGCCGCCCUGGGCUCCGGGCCCGGACCUGGGCCGGGGCCACAGCAGCUCAAGGGCCCGUUGUGGGCCGGCGUGGCGGGCGGUGGGGGCGGCGGGCCAGGCGCGGGCGCGGCGGAGCUGCUUAAGGCCUGGCAGCCGGCGGAACCCGGGCCCGGGCCCUUUUCGGGGGUUCUGUCCUCCUUCCACCGGAAGCCCGGCCCCGCCCUUAAGACCAAUCUCUUCUAGCCGCCGGCCUCCAGAGGCUCCGGGCCUGCCUACCCCUGCCCCUCCAGGGCCUGACAGCCCCUCCCCAUCCCAGGUCUGCCUGAUGGCCCCACUCCCACUGUGUCUGACCCCUCCGUGUGCCCUCCCCAGCUUCGGAGACCAAGCCAGGGCUACUCUCGUCUCACCCACCCCCAUUCCGCACCGUGGGGGUGGGGACGGGGGCGGAUACUUUUCACUAGGAUGCCCUCCAGGAGAGCUAAGAGCCACCGCAUUUUAGCCUAGCUCUCUUUGAAAAAGGGAUCAAACAAUGCCUGCCCCAACAGUGCUCAAAGGUGAAUCCUCAAAUGGGAACAGCCCGGCUUCCUCCCCUGCCUCUGCAGCUGGUUGGGUCUUUCCUCAGCUUGGUGACCAGCCUGCUGCCCAGCCCUCGGGCCCACCCACACCGACCCCACCCGUGCAAAGGCUGGUCAUCAUUGGGAUAAUUAGCGGCGCAAAGGGUCCCACCUCCCUUUUGUCCCUCGCUCCUCCCUGCCCAUCCUCAGCCGGUCUGGCACAGAGGGGAGGCCCUGAGAUGAGUAGAGCUGCCAGGGCAUCGGGACAGAGGGGCUUCCCCUUUCCUGUCUUUUUUGUUGUUGUUGCUUUUCUUUUCUUUGAAAAACUUGUAAUUUAUUGAGGUGAGUUUUGCUCAAUCCAAAUAAAACUUAAUUUAUUGACAUCACACUGGAGCCCUUCGGUACCCAUGAAGGGGACAGGCUGCCUGCAAGAGCCCAGUUCCCCUUAUGACCAGCGAGGAACCCCCAGCUGCCACACAGCUGCAGCGCAGGUGGUAUAGACCAGGAGACAAAACUAAGCAAACUGGCGCUUUGUGGCCAAGAUUCUUUGCCCCCACCCAAACCAGCCCCAAUAACAUUAAAGUGCAAGCCCUCCCUAAACCCACACAGAAAAGCUUAAAUAAACCCCAGCCCAGUUCUCGGGCUAUUCCUUCAUUUCCGGACGGACACCCCUGACCAGGGGUUGGGAGAGGUCCCAGCUGAGCCCCUCCACCAGUGGUUCAAGCUGGGUGGAGGGCAGCAGGAACAACGGUGAAAAUGGGGACCCAAGACG
Messenger RNA from Cervus elaphus (red deer), 2322 nucleotides. RefSeq names its product paired like homeobox 2A (gene PHOX2A). Bases 385 to 1239 code for a protein of 284 amino acids. Lineage: Eukaryota; Metazoa; Chordata; Mammalia; Artiodactyla; Cervidae. The record is from RefSeq and is a predicted model, not a curated record. Gene Ontology annotation, molecular function: RNA polymerase II transcription regulatory region sequence-specific DNA binding; DNA-binding transcription factor activity, RNA polymerase II-specific. Gene Ontology annotation, biological process: regulation of transcription by RNA polymerase II. The transcript has 3 exons.